UUGAGCGGCACGGCUCAGCAGCUCACCUUCGUUUACGCUCAUUCGAUUAGCUGUUACACCUUAAUACUGUGGUGCUGCAGACUGGUGGUUGCCUCUACAUCAAGAAGACCAAAUGAAGGAAAUCGUCAUUUGAAGUCGCGCAGCAUUCCCGGGAGCAUUCAGAAUCAGUGCAGUACUAAGAUUGUGUCAGAGGCGGACUGGGUUUUGAAGUAGUUGAAGAGAACAAAGUGUGAGCUAGUAAAGGGGGCUGGAGUGGAUCGACGAAGACUCAAAAGACUAUAGACGGAGACAGCAAAGGAAAGGAUGGGCGAUUGGAUGAGAGGCGCAUAGUGAGAGCCACUGCUUUGGGUGCCAGAGAAGGAGCGAUCGAGGGGGCGAAGGUGCUUACCGCAGCUUCGGCCAGGGCGCAUCGCUUGGCUUCCUUUUCCGUUGUCAUCAGCUGAUUUUGUGAAACUGCCUUCUGAAAUGCCUCCUCUGUGUAAACUGCUGGUGUCCUGUCUACCUUUGUUCGCUUGCCACGUUUUUGAAGUUGUUUGUGAAGGAAAACUGAAACUGACUGUGUUAUCUGAAGACAGACUACAAAUGAAAUGGAAAGAAGCUGAAGGCAGCCAUCAUGGCUACAAAGUUCGUGUAAAGCCUCUGGCAGGCGUGAGCGAACAUGAAAUGAUGUUAAAGACCAAUACUGCUAAGGCAACUGUGGCAGGUCUGGUGUCCGCACAGGAAUACGCUCUUCAGAUUUUUGUACUGAAUGGAACACAGGAGUUACUUUUUGCCAAACGAAAAUUUAGCAUUGACAACUUGAGAGAAGAAUCAAAAGAGAGAAAUUCUAAAAGGAACCAAAGGAAGCCCAAAGAUUAUAGUCCCACUGUGUCUGGAAAUGAAAAUGGGUCAAAAGUGCUUGAAUCUCCAUCUGUUGUUUUAUAUAAAGAAUCCUCUUUGCCAGCUAAAGAGUCACAGAGUGAAGUGCCAACAGAUAAAACAUCUAAAGGCCAGAAAAAAAAUCGAACAGGAGGCAAAGACUCUGUGAAGGGGGAGAAAAAAAAUAAAGAGAAAGAAAGCCAAGUGAAGGAGCAGCCAGGGAAGACGAUGGUGAAGCAGGGAGCUGAAAGUAGUGCAGAUCCAGGAAAGCCCUUUAUCUGUGAGACGGCAGUGCCAGCAGACAUUGUGAUCCUUGUGGAUGGCUCUUGGAGUAUUGGCCGUUCUAACUUCAAAAGAGUCAGAGAAUUCUUAGAAAACUUGAUGAUGUCAUUUAACAUUGGGUGGCACAAGACCCGAAUAGCUUUGACUCAGUACAGUGGAGACCCACGGACAGAGUGGAAUCUGAACAAUUUUUCCAGUAAUGCUGAAAUACAGACUGCUGUCCGCAAUUUUCGCUACAAGGGUGGUAACACAUUUACAGGCCUAGCCCUAAUGCAUGUUCUUGAGGAAAACCUAAAAGCUGAAUCUGGUGCUAGACCUAGUGCUCCCCAGUUUGUCAUUUUGGUCACUGAUGGGAAAUCCCAGGAUGAUGCCAAUGCUGCUGCUCAAAAACUGAAGAGCAAAAACAUUGAAAUCAUAGCUGUUGGAGUAAAAAAUGCAGAUGAAGCUGAGCUGAAGCAAAUUGCCUCCGAACCCAUUGAACUGAAUGUUUUCAAUGUUGUUGAUUUUCACUUGCUCAGCCUACUGGUCGAUAGGCUUGCCAGAAUUGUGUGUGGAAGAAUUGAAGAAAGAACAAAGAUGAAAGGAGGAGAAAAACCCACACAGGCUACCAGUGAGGUGUACCCAGGAGCAACAAACUUGACUUUCAGUGAACACACUAGCUGGAGUUUUUACGUUGGCUGGAAGCCACCAAUUUUAACUGUGCACAAGUAUAGAUUAGUAUACCACAAUGCUGAAGGUGGAGAUCCCCAAGAGGUGGUGUUGAAUGGAACUGUUUCUGGCUUGGUUUUAAAAGGGCUGUCUUCCAACACAAAGUAUAUGGUUUCUGUGUUUCCUGUUUAUGAAAGCAAAGUAGGAGAAGGACUUAGUGGGUCAACCUCUACCUUGCCUCUGUCACCUCCCACACACCUUCAGAUUUAUGGAGCAAGGCACAACAGCUUGAAGGUGAAAUGGCACCCAACAGAGGGAGCCACAGAGUACAUGGUCUUAUAUUCUCCUGUGAAUGAGGAAGAGCCAGACGAUGGCAAAGAGAUGAAACUUGGCCCAAAUGAAACAGAUGUGGAGCUGAUUUUUUUACUUCCAAUGAAAGAAUAUUCUGUGUCUGUUUAUGCUCUUUAUGGGGAUGAGCCUAGUGAUCCUGUCACUGCUACAGCCUUUACACAACCCCUGAAUCCUCCUGAAAGUCUGAUUUUUUCAGAGGUCACUCACAGCAGUGUCCGGGUGUCCUGGGCACCUGUCUCAGACAAUGUGAAUCAGUAUCAGGUGACAUACAUUACAAACCGUGGCAGUGACGUUAAACAGGUUGAUGUUGUUGGCUCAUCGGUCCUCCUUAAAAACCUUUCAUCAUUGUCCAACUACCUAGUGACAGUUCGAUCUGUUUAUAACGAGGUGCUUUCUGAGCCUCUAAUCAGCAACGUUACAACCCUAAAGGUUCCCUCUCCUUCUAAUCUGAGAGUGACAAAUUUCGCCAGUGGUAAGGUAGACCUGCAAUGGACGCCUGCAGCUGAUGAUGUUGUUUCAUAUCAAAUCAAAUGGAUUUCUCUCAGUGGGGGCAAAUUGAGAGAGCAUAUUGUGGGUGGAGAUCAAAUAUCUACUGUCCUGGAGGGAGUGGAAAAUAAUGCUGAGUAUCAAAUCUCUCUCUCUGCUCUAUAUGCUGAUGGAGCUCAAAGUGAAGCAGUGGCUGCUCGAUACAGCACCUUUUCCAGAAGUGCUCCAGCUAACUUGGUAAUAGACAGUGAGACACCAACUAGCUUUAUGGUGAGAUGGGACCAUCCAAAUUCCCAUGUGCAUCAGUACAGAGUUGCUUACAAUCCACUGAGAGGAGAACAGACUGAACAAAUUGUGAUGGUCCCAGGUAAACUCAACAGUGCAAAACUGGAGUCACUUUUGCCUGACACCAAGUACAGUGUCCAGGUUACUGCUGUCUACAGCAACAGGGAAGAAGGCAGUGCACAGACUCAAGGAAAAACAUCGAGUCUCCGGGUUACCAGUCUGAAAGUCUACAAGUCAGAUCACUCCAGUGUGUGUGCCGGGUGGAAACUCAGCCAUGAAGCCACUAGCUACAGGAUUUUAAUUGAGUCCCUAAAAGAUAAGAAAACAAGGGAAGACAUAUUAAGUCAAGUGACAAAUAGCCACUGCUUUCUGAACCUAGAACCUGACACUGUCUACCGGAUCAGCAUCUUUUCACAGCUGCAGUCAGCAGAAGGUGAUCCUGUCACUGUACUGCACUCCACAAGUGCAGCUCCUGCAAAAGCUCCCUCUGUGUCCAAAUUCCAGCUACAGAACAAUGAAAUUUGUCCAGAGAUCACUGUCCGAAAGUCCUUAGUUAAAGCAUUUGAUAUGAUGCAAGCCUUUGGACUAACCAGAGCAGAGCACUUCUCUGUUGACGGUGUGUCAGUGGAGCCUUUUGUUUUCACUGGAUCCCCAGCUUUUACAAUUCACAAAGAUAUUCAGCUAACACAGAACACAAGAUUUGUUCAUCCAGCUGGUCUCCCCCGAGAAUAUACGAUUAGCUUUGUGAUCCGACUUCUGCAGGAGACACCCAAAGAGGCAUUUGCAGUCUGGCAAAUUACUGAUGAGGAUUUCCAGCCUCAAGUUGGCGUUGUGUUUGACCCUGUUAAGCGCACCCUGAAGUAUUUCAGCUUGGAUUUUAGGGGAAAUCUGCAGGAAGUUUUGUUCAACCAUUCAGAAGUGAAGAAGCUCUUCUACGGCAGUUACCACAAGGUACAUUUGGUGGUGAGUCAGAGCAGGGUUGAGCUACAUGUGGAUUGCCAGCAGGUCUCCCAGAAACCAGUGGUCCCAGCUGGACACAUUCCCAUAACAGGUUUUGAGGUGCUUGGAAAGAUGGUGAGGACAAGGGGACCCAGGAGUGGAUCGGCACCAUUUCAGAUCCAGGCUUUUGAGAUUGUGUGCAACACAUCAUGGGCUUCAGAGGAUUUGUGCUGUGAAAUCCCAGCUCUGAGAGACGAGGAGAUCUGCCCUGCUCCUGAAUACUCCUGUACCUGCUCUACAUCUGUUAAGGGAGUCCCUGGACCUCCAGGACCUCAGGGCAAAGCAGGACCAAGAGGUCCCCGAGGUGAACGUGGUGAGCCAGGACCAAAGGGUGAACCAGGUCCUCCGGGAAUGACAGGUCAGGAUGGAUCUGAAGGUCCUUUGGGUUCUCAUGGACCAAGAGGAAUUACGGUUCGAGGUCCUGCGGGUCCUCCUGGAGAGCGUGGUGAAAAAGGAGAAACUGGAAAACCUGGAUCACAGGGUCCUCCUGGUCCACAAGGGCCUAAGGGAAAAAGUGGCAUGCCAGGACCAAAGGGAAUCCGUGGCUUAGAAGGAACUCCAGGUGCACCUGGGACUACUGGACUGCCGGGCUUUCAAGGUAUGCCAGGCUUAAAAGGAAAUACAGGUGAAAGAGGGCCUCCUGGGGCAGUUGGACCAAUUGGGCUUCCAGGGCGUAAAGGAGAACGAGGAGAAAAGGGAGAACCUCAGUCUAUGGCAACAAUUUAUCAGCUUGUCACACAAACUUGUGAACAACUUGUCCAUACUCAUGUUUUAAGGUUUGAUUCCCUUCUGCACGAAUUGAGUAAAAACCCUGCCCCUCUUCAAGAGAUAGUGGGAGCACCAGGAGAGCCAGGCAUUCCGGGAUUGAUGGGAUCUCCAGGGCAAAAAGGUCCUCCAGGACCAACAGGCCUACCAGGAGAUCCAGGCAAAGUUGGAUAUCCAGGAGAGCAAGGAAGAUCUGGGCCUGUUGGGGAAAAGGGGAGUCCAGGGCCAAAUGUGCAAGGUCCAGGGGGGUCAGUGGGUCCACCAGGUCCUCCAGGUGAAAUGAAGACAGGAACACAAGGUCCAAAAGGAGCAGAGGGCCAACCAGGACUAGCAGGACACCCAGGUAGCAGAGGUGUGCCAGGAGAGCCUGGUGCCCCUGGAGGCUGUGAUAACAGUGGAUGUAACAGAGGUGAUUCGUAUUUUUACUUUUAGUUUUGGACACCCAGUGGACUGAAGAAGGUACCCUACAGAAGGAUUACAAACAAAAGCCAUUGUUAUGCUUUGACUUGCCAAGUCUGGACUGCCUUCCUUAUUUGUUACAAUUAUGUAUUUAAAGCAUAAUGUUCAUUUUCACAAUGGCACAGAUCCAAGUUUGCAUUUUUGUGCUUAGGAACUCUGGAACAGAAGCCAUUUCAGGAAGAUAACUUCAGGCCUAAAAUUGGAAGAACUCAUUAACAAAAAGCAAGUUGUUAUCUUUUUGCCUUUUACAUUAAGAGGCUGCCAGCUCCUCCUGUAUAUCUCUUUAACUCCAUAAUUAUAACGGCUAGAUAUGUGAACUUGAGGGAGGAUGUCAGAAAAGUCCAAUUUUAUUUCUUAAUCAUCUCUUCCUUUUUCCUUCUUCCUUUGAAAAAGUUCAACUUGUGCCUUAAAGAGAUGAAUUUUUAAAAUUAUAAUGCAUACAUAUUUAUGUACACAUAUAAUCUGACUGUGCAGACCUAUGGUAUGUUCUAAUGAAGGAUGGACUGAAAUGGUCAAACUUUAGAGUUUUGUCAGUGUAAAUGGAAUAAUUCUUCUCAGGAUGUAGGUAAAUUCAUGAUAUAGCUCUUUUUUUUCUUUAAUUACACUUAUUGUUUCUUGAAAAUAUCAAACCCACAUAACUAUACAAAGUGGUUAACAUGUCUACAUGGAGUAAAAGGACUCCUCACUUUUUCCUGCUAUAACUGUUUUUUUUUUCAAAAUUAUUACAGUAGAAUAAAAUACUGUAUUUUUUUAUUAAAAAAUGAAGUAAAUUUUCAUAAACUGAAGUUCCAAGAGCUAACAAAAGUCUUUGAAAAGAAAAGCUUUUUUUCAUAACUUAUAUCCUUACAAUUCAUUUUAUUAACUGAAAGGUUGGUGUUAUGUUUGCCUUUUUGGUGGCAAUGAUUCAUUUUCAAUCUACUCAUUUAAAGUUGCAGGAGAGCAAGUAUGCAUGUGCUAAAUGCACAAUGGAGAACUUGGCUUUAACAAUAAUGCAAGGGAUGGUAAAACAGAACAGACAGGGACAAUAUCGGUGAAUAUCAGCAGUUUCUUUGUAGCCUUUGUCAAUUUUUGUAAAGCAUUCAACUCAGUUGAAUAAACACUACAGAUGUGUAAUGUUUCCAAGUGAAUGAUCCUAUAAUUAAUAACGGAGACUAGUAAACUCAGGAUAAAUGGAGAUCAAGUUCAAGUUUAGUUGUUUCUGUUCGAGAUAAGCAACAAAGUAUGUAACUGUGCAUAUAAACUGAAGAACAGUUCUCUCUUGAAAUUCUGAGUAGACAUCUUAACAAAAACGCGACUUUCCUUUUUAUACUGCAUGUAAUAUGUCGACAUUUACCCAAGGGUCACUGUGACACCUUUGGUGACACUAAUAGUUUUAAUCACUUAUACAUCAGUCUAUCAUAUACAAAAUAAGAACUUAUUCUAAAUUAUCAUCAGUUUCACGCCGCCUUUCCUGUUGAAUAACAACAUCUUUAUGCACUGUAUGAAGCAUUUCCAAGUGCUACUUGGACAAUCAAGAGAUUUAAGCCCUCCAUCUAAACCUUGGCUUGUCCUGAGUCUUUUUCCAGUAAUCCAAUGCUUUGGGGGCUUUGGGUCCUACUCUGAGGUCACCCCUAUUACUGAGCUUAUCAUUCUAUCAUGGAAAGUACAUUUGGUAACUCUGCACAGGAACAUCAUUUUGGCAGUUUGUACCGAUGACUUAAUUCUGUCAAUCACUACACAGAGUUUGGAAUUUAUAUACACAUUUAUUCAGUCACCAGAUACCUUUAUCCAAAGUGACUUACAAAGAGGUCAACAUAGUAAAGUAAAGAUUAUGCUUAGGAACUGUUUUACAAUGAGUGUUUCAGGACAUAGUUACAAGCUUAAUCAUCAACAGUGAAGAACUAGAAGAGCACCACUCUUUAGUCAGAUACUGAGACUAUGUUCACAUUUCUACGGUUUCAUUUAAAAGCAGUGUUUUUAAAUAAAAAUGAUCUUCGUCCACACUAGCAUUUUCACAUUGAAAGUAUUUUUGUCCAUACUAAAAUGACUCAAAUUCGCAUAUGAUGUAAUUUUCCUCCUACACUGGGUUGCGGCAACUACAGGGGGAUAACACUGCUCUCAGUGCCAGGUAAGGUCCUUGCUAGGGUCAUCUGCAAUAGGAUCCAUGAUUACUUGCUCACCAACCAGCAACCAGAGCAGUCUAGUUUUACACCUAAGAAGUUUGCCAUCGACCACCUCCUGGCCCUGAGGGUUCUCAUGGAGCACAAUAUCGGUGAAUAUCAGCAGAGUUUCUUUGCAGCCUUUGUCAAUUUUUGUAAAGCGUUCAACUCAGUUGAUCGAGCUUCCCUGUGGGACAUCCUGAGACUUUGCGGGAUCCCCCCCCAAGUUGCUAGAUAUCAUGGCUGGCCUGUACACUGGUACUGUGGACAGUGCUGAGUGGAGGCAGAACCUCUGCGUUUUUCCCAGUUGAUACUGGGGUUCAUCAGGGGUGUGUUCUUGCUCCUACUCUGUUCAAUGCUUGUAUGGAUUGGCUGUUGGGCAAGGUUGUGGGGUCCAGUGGCUUUGGGGCAUCUGUUGGUGAAGAAAGAUUCAUUGAUCUUGACUUUGCCAAUGAUACUGUCAUCUUCGCUGAGUCAAUGAAGGCUCUGAUUGGGGCUCUCAAGAGACUGAGCGAGGAGUCUGAGUGUCUGGGCUUGCGAGUGUCCUGGAUAAAAACCAAGACCCAGCCCUUUAAUGACCUCUUGGACACCGCCAUCGGCAAUGUGUCUGUCUGUGGAGAGAGUGUUGACCAUGUCAAGAGGUUUACUUACCUUGACAGUGACAUUCAUGUCUCUGGUGACACUUCCUAUGAAGUCAGUAGACAGAUUGGGAGUGCAUGGAGAUCAUGAGGUCGCUGUAAAGGGAUGUGUGGCGCUCCCAAUAUCUAUGCAAAAUGACAAAGGUCCAAGUCUUUAGAGUCCUGGUUCUUCCUGUCUUGCUAUAUGGUUGCGAGACAUGUUCGCUAUCCAGUGACCUGAGACUAAGACUGGACUCCUUUGGUACUGUGUCUCUUCGGAGAAUCCUUGGGUCCCGCUGCUUUGGCUUUGUGUCAAAUGAGUGGUUCCUCAUGGAGUCCAGAAUGAAGCACAUUACCUGCAUAGUUAGGUAGCAUCAGUUACGGCACGAUUCCCAAAGAGUGAUCCGACUCACAGAAUCUCAUUGUUGAGGACCCAAGUGGCUGGAUUAGGCCAAGGGGACGCCCAUGUAACACCUGGCUGCAGCAGGUAGAGGGUCAUUUCUGGAGGGUGGAACUGGACUGCGUGUCUGCCUGGGAGGUUGCCAACCAGGAUCCUGAGCUGUUUCAUCAUGUGGUGGAUGUGGCAAUGCACUGUACUAGUGCAUGCUCCUCAACUUGACCUGACCUGAUUGACCAUAUACACAGCAUAGACAUCUUUAACUAGGUAUACACUGUGUGAUUUUGCCAUUAUUUUAGCCCAGAUUUGCAGUCACAAAACAAAUUUCAGCUUCAUUAGCCAUCAUUUCACAUGCAGAGUGGUUGUGAUCCCUGAGUGCAUCUUAAGAUUGGGCUGUCGCACGAACGAAAGAAUUUCUGUCAUAUCAGAAAUUUCUGUCUGCUGUCUUCUACUGUGAACAGUCCCACAAACUGAUUUUCUGACGUUGGCAUCAAAUUCCCCAAAACUCUUUGAGCAGUGACCAUUUUGAUUGUGCAUUAUGCGCAUAAGAAUAAUAAUAACUCAUUACAUGUAUAUAGCGCUUUUCUCAGUACUCAAAGCGCUAUCCGCACAGGGAGGAACCGGGAAGAGAACCCACAAUCUUCCAGUCGCAUAUAGCCUGAGCAUCCACAACAUGGCAUGUCGUUCGGAUCUAUCAUGCUGUUGCAAUUUAAGCACAUAUAAGUCUGGUGAUGCAAUCAUGCAAUGUGACUAGAUUCUUGACCACAAUCUCUGAAAAUCGUCCAAAGCACAAUUUAGAUGCAUACAAGUAAGUAACACAACAGGGCUAUGGAAAGCAACUCUUCUAUGCCUGCUAUGUUGGAAAAUGUUUGCCUUUCUGAAGGGUGACCAAUCAGGGAAUAAGACGUUGUAAUGAGCAGGGAUAAUGAUUGUAAUUAUUGGUAAAGCCACACAAGAACCAUGAACCAAUAAGAGCAUGAUUUAGUCUUCAUUUACAGAAACCUGUUUUAACCCAUCCAUAUUGUUACGCCGCACUGGUGUUUUCAGAAGUAUUCAUUUUCAUGGUUUGAAAAUGCUGGUGUAAUGAGGAAAAAGGCAAAAACUGAGACAAAUGUCUACUUGUUUAAACAAAACCUUAGUAGUGUGAACGAGGCCCAAGAACGUAUCUUAAACACCAUUCAAAUGGUACUUAAAUACAGUUAGGGAGUCAGUAGAUCAGAUGGAGAUGGGUAGCUCAUUCUGUCAGCUGGGAGACAGACAUUAAAAGAGUCUAUAGUGAGAUCUGAUGCUACAUACAGUAGAGGUGGUAUCAUCAGAUGCUGUCAAUUAGCAGAUCUGAGUUGGUAAGAAGUAGCAUAGGACUUUAUGCAUUCCUCCAUAUACUGUUCAUGGAUGCCAAUCUAUUGACUGUUUUGUAGGCAAGCAUCAAGGAUUUAAACUUAAUGCACACUUCUAAAGAGAGCCAGUGUAGUGACCUAAAAAGAGGACAGACAUGUGCCCAUCUGGACGGACUGAACACAAGACAUGCCACUGCAUUUUGAAUCAUCUGCAGUAGCUUUUUAGCACAUGCAGAUACUCCUGCCAGUAAGAAGCUGCAAUAGUCUAGGUGCGACAAGUCGGAGGCCUGGACAAGAAAAUGUGCUGCAUGUCCUGUCAGAUAUGGUCUGAUCUUGCAGAUGUUAUACAGAUUGAGUCUGCAUGAAAAAGAGAAAUGAACAGCAUGGUCAGAUACAACGUCUCCAAAAACUGCUGCUGCAACAAUUCUAUCUUCAUGCAUAAUAACGAACCUGAGGUGCUUUGACUCCUUUACUUGUAGUAGUUGGCUACCCUUUCCCUAUUAGGGAACAAGCAGUCUUUUCUGGGAGAAGACAGUGGCUUCAGAUUUUGAAGUGCUAAUUCUCUGACUGAAUCCCAAAUAGAUGCAACCUGUUCAAGUGUGCAUAAUAAACAUAAACAGAAGACAUACAGAAAUUACUUUACUAGACCUUCCUACAAGCUUAUAUUGCCUUAUAGAAAUAACUAACCAUCUUACUGUUUAGGUGGCAUUUCUCUCUCUACUGACCUUGGGUCUGCCCUACCUCAUGUUUCCUCUAUUCGUUUAAGCAAAAAGAAUCCUUUUGUAGCCCUUCCACGUGCCUGGCAACAGUAUUAAAAAAUUUUAAAGUAACUUAGUUACAUUGCUCAUUUCUCACAAAAUGUAACUACAGUUAAUAUGUUAUAUAAUUACUUAAGUUAUAAAAUGUAAUGCAUUACAAACAUUGUGUUACUAUUGUGUUACCUUUUCUUUUUUUGUAUGAAAAACUGCACAUUUCACUGGACAGUAUAUGUUAUUAAAUCCUCAGUCCAUAUGAAAUUUCCCAGAACACAACCAAAAGUGACAAUUGUUUUGUGUUUUAUUUACUUAGUUUUGUUCUUGUUCAGCAUAAAGUAGAGAUAUAAAACCCA
Molecule: messenger RNA, 10730 nt
Organism: Erpetoichthys calabaricus (reedfish)
Lineage: Eukaryota; Metazoa; Chordata; Cladistia; Polypteriformes; Polypteridae
Gene: col20a1
Product: collagen alpha-1(XIV) chain
Exons: 42
Coding region: 466-5106 (1546 amino acids)
Molecular function (GO): protein binding
Source: RefSeq, a predicted model, not a curated record